CCCAGUGCUUUUGCUUUCACUUUGACUCAGAGGGAAAUGACCUUUUCCUCCUAGACAAAACGCAGACAAAUCUUCUUUUACUUUCACUCUUUCAGUCUCUGAGCACAGUAACAAUGGCAGAAGCCAGCAUUUCAGUUGCUCAGGACCAUUUCACGUGUUCAAUCUGUCUGAAUCUACUGAAAGAGCCAGUGACUACUCCAUGCGGACACAGCUUCUGCAUGGUGUGUAUUAACGGGUUUUGGGAUGAACUGGAUCAGAAGAAAUCCUACAGCUGUCCACAAUGCCGAGAGAGAUUCACUCCGAGACCUGUCCUGCGCAAAAGCAACGUGCUGACUGAGAUUACUGACCAGCUGCAGAAAACCGACCAGCAAACCUCUUUCGUUCAAACUUUAGACUUCAUCUCCCAGGAAUCUCAGGAUGUGGAGUGUGAUUCCUGCAUCGGUGUGAAAGAGAAAGCUGUGAAGUCCUGCCUGACAUGUCUGGCUUCAUACUGCCACACACACCUCCAGCCUCAUCAUGAAUCUCCUGCUUUCAAGAAGCACACUCUGAUCUCAGCCCUGAGUAACCUCCAGGAGAAAAUGUGUGCUCAGCAUAACAAGCUUCUUGAUGUUUUCUGCCGUAAGGAUCAGAGAGUGAUCUGCUACCAGUGUUCUGUAGACAAGCACAGUGACCACGAUACUGUCCCAAUGCAAGAUGAGUGGAUGGAAAAAAAGAAGUACUUUGAGGAUCUACAACUACAAUAUCAGAAUAGUCUUAAGAGCAGAGAGAAGAAAUUACUGGAGCUAAAGGACGUGACCGAGGCGUACAAGCGCUCUGUACAGGAGGCAAUGAAGGACAGUGAGAAGAUCUUUGCCGAGCUGCUGGUCUCCAUUGAGAAAAGGCAAUCUGAGGUGGCUGAAAAGUUCAGGGCUCAGGAGAAAGCUGAACUGGCUCAAACUGCAGGAGUGCAAAAGCAGCUGGAGCAGGAGAUUGCUGACAUGAAGAAAAGACAAACUGAGCUGGAAAAGCUGUCCCAGACCAAUGGAUACAUCCAUUUCCUCCAGAGAUUUCAUUUCCUGAGCCCUAAACUGCAAACUCCUGACGCGUUUAAGGUCACUUUCAAUCAGCAGUGGUCCUUUGAGAAUUUCAAGAAAUCUAUCCUUCAACUCAAGGAGGAAGUGGAAGACUUUUGCAAGGAAAAGGUGGAGAAAGUUUCUGAAAAUGCUGUGACCCUUGACCAGAUCAUUAUAAUGCCUGAGCCAGAGACCAGGGAGGAAUUCCUGAAAUAUUCCUCUCAGCUAUCUCUUGAUCCCAACACAGCAAACAAUUUCCUUGAGCUGUCAAACGAUAACACACAUGUGAAAUGUGGUAAAAAUUCCCAUGGAUAUCCUGAUCAUCCUGAGCGAUUUACAGAGUGGCAGCAAGUGCUUUGUAAGCAGAAACUUCCUCUGCGUAGUUACUGGGAGCUUGAGGUAGAUGGUGACACUGGAGUUUCCAUUGCUGUGUCUUAUAAAGCCAUCAGCAGAAAGGGAGCUAAAAAUGUGAGUCGUUUUGGACAUAAUGCGCAAUCAUGGAGAUUAGUUCGAUAUAAUAAUAAAAAAGCCUGCUUCUGGCACAAUGAUAUCAACGUUGAACUCUCAGAUCUAAAAUCCAAACGAAUUGGGGUUUAUCUUGAUCAAAUGGCUGGGACUCUGGCUUAUUACAGUGUUUCUGAUAAAAUUAAGCUAAUUUAUAAAGUCACAACUGCAUUCACUCAGCCCCUGUAUGCUGGGUUUGGGAUUGGUACCAACUCCUUCGCUAAUAUUUGCCUUCAGCCUUCGGCAGCUAGAGCUGCUGUUGCUGCUGCUGAGAGUUGUUCAAAAAUGAAAAAAUGAGUUCUAAUAAAAGAAAAAUAGGAAAUGUGAUUUAUCCUUUUGAAGAGCUUAGCAUGUGCAUAGAUUUCUGAUCUAAAAGUUAUAUCCUAGAAACUAGAUACAUAUUCUGACCCACUAUUCCUGCAAUCCAACUGUUUUCCAAAUUCUUACUAAAUUAUCUGCAUUGAUCUCUCAACGCUUUAGCUUCUCUGCUACAAAUGGAAGGAUAUUAUUAAUUGCAAUGGCACCAUGCUCUCUCUUAUGACUCCUAAGCAAGCUUCCUACCCCUGACCCGUACCCUGAUCAUACCCCUAGAGGGCCUCUGUACCGUGUUCCAUAGUGCACACUUCUACAGGUAUAAUUCUAAUGAAGGCCAGCUUUAUUUGUCUUUCUCUUAAUUAAUGCUGCUAAAUGUGUUCACUGUUAUUCAGAGAGUUUAUCUAUAACAUUUGAAUCAGGAUGGAGUUAUAAUGGCAGUACUCACUGUAAGUAAUACAUGUAUAUGUAUAUUACAUAUAUGAGGUGACAUAAGUAUCGGUCCAAACUCUCAUCAUUGGAUCUCUCAUCAUUAUGAUAUUAUGAAAUGCUCCACAUAUGCAAGCAGGUCAAUUAACCUGCAAGCAGCUCAAGAAGAUCACAAACAAAAACAGUAAGUGCAUAUUAGGAACUGUGACUGAAAAAUGCACCGUGGAAUUGUAUGUUAAAAUUAUACUGUAUUAAACAUUGUAAUCAUUCAUUCGGAAAUAAAUAAAACAUAAUUAACAAGCCAUAA
This is a messenger RNA of Hemibagrus wyckioides, 2604 nucleotides long. Its product is annotated as tripartite motif-containing protein 16-like. The transcript is spliced from 6 exons. Lineage: Eukaryota; Metazoa; Chordata; Actinopteri; Siluriformes; Bagridae. The record is from RefSeq and is a predicted model, not a curated record. Bases 114 to 1853 code for a protein of 579 amino acids. Gene Ontology annotation, molecular function: zinc ion binding; protein binding.